This is a messenger RNA of Conger conger (European conger), 5067 nucleotides long. RefSeq names its product centrosomal protein 162 (gene cep162). The coding region runs from base 233 to 4396 and encodes 1387 amino acids. Lineage: Eukaryota; Metazoa; Chordata; Actinopteri; Anguilliformes; Congridae. The record is from RefSeq and is a predicted model, not a curated record. The transcript has 27 exons. Gene Ontology annotation, biological process: cilium assembly. Gene Ontology annotation, cellular component: centriole; axonemal microtubule; centrosome.
CCCGGUCAACAUCGCGGGAAGGACGCGACGCUAUGAAAUAUCACAAUAACAUGGUUGUGUUUUGGGGUGAUCAUCUGUUGAAACUAGUUAGCUAUUUGCAUUUUUUAAAAAUUAAUUCAAUGCUCGAUUGUUUAGAAAGUUAGGUGAAUCUUUGUAAAGCAGCCAAACUGCAGCAGAUCUGUGUGUACAUUACCUGUAGUGCGCGCCGCGAAGACUAAUACUAUUAUGAAUCAUGUCCCGCCGACUUACUAAAGAGGAACUGGAUGAACAGUUUGAGCAGUUUUUGAAGGAGUCCAUUUCUGAUGAGUCGGUGGAACUUGGUAGCAGUACUAAAGCCUCCAGUGUGUUGGACAGCUUGGGUAAAACCAGGCAAACGGCAGUGGAAAAGAAGGCGGUCUCACGCCCGUGGUGGCAGGAAGAUGAGGACAGUGUGGACUCUAGUGGGAGAGGGCUGCUGGCAUCUGGGAAGACUUUCCGGAAGUCUCUGAGAAAAUCACAACCCAUUCAGGAGGAGGAUGAGGAGCUGCCCCCAGCCCUGCCCCGUGUGGGAGAAGAGCAGGAGGAGGAAGGGGCAGAGCAAGUCCUCAUCAGCAGAGACAGCCUCGAGCCUGAGGUUUUUUCUCCCCUCUCUCGGGACUCGGAGUCCGUCAUGGCCAGCGGGCCGGGCUUGGGCUUUGGGAAGGGGCUGGACACCCUGGAUGAGGAGGAAGAGAAGGCGCGGUUUUUCUCCGACCUGGAGCGAGGAGCCUCAUCCACCAUCGACUACUCCAGGCUGAACAGGGAGCUGGACUCGGCCCUAUCCACUCCCGCUCACACCCUGAGGAAAGCAGAGGAUGAGAAGAGUGAAGAGGACCAGAGAAAGGAAAGGUCACAGGACUCCAGAGGCUCUGCAGCUUCUCCCAAUUACAGCGAGGAUUUUGAGGAUGCGGCGAGCCUGAAAGAGGCCCAGGAUGAGAAACCCAGUAUGCCUUCCAUGCUAGCUAAAGUGUCCCUCCACGAUUCCCUGGACUCGAUUGGUGGGACUCAGCAGCCGGAGGCGAAUGAGAAGGCUGGGAGGGAGGACUGGGUGGAGCCUGGGGAGGCGGAGCCAGCAGGAGCUGCUCAGUCGUAUGGUCAGAGUGGUGUCAGUGAGAUGGAGGCCCUGCAGGAGGCCUAUCGUAAGAUCAGCGGCUCUGUGGACGAGGCGGAGGGCCACGGGCGGAGCCUCACCCCGGAAGAGGGCUCCAGGGUCCCAAACCGCCACACUCCAACCCCAGAGCCCUCACUAGGCACGGCGAAAAACACCAUGACAACGGGGUCAGAUAUGCCCACAGCGGAGGAGCUAAUGCAGCGAAUCGGGUUGGAGUCCGACGAUAUGCGAGGUUUCUCUCUCCAGCCUGUGAGUGAGGCGGGGCCCCAACCAGAGAGCCGGACCUCCUUUCCGGAAACGCACGUCCCCGCGCCCGCAGAGACCCUGGACCACAUGGAUGUGGGCCGCAGGAGGGUCCAGGAGGAGGUGCAGCGGCUGAUGCUGUAUCAGGAGGACCCCCCCUGCACCUCCACUCCUCCUCCCAGAAAAGAUAGAAAGCAGCAGGCCGCUGUGUGGUCUUCCGGAUCCUCCCUCUCCUCCUGGAGGAAGAGUAACCUCCCACCUGCCAAGAGCAAGAGAGAGGCAGGCAGGCAGUCUCCCACGGCAACGAAGACUUCCGGGCCAAGCAGGACCAGUCCACAGGCCAAACCCGUCCCCCUCCCUCACAAGAAGCCCCCGACUCCUAAGCCCCCGGGUCCAAAGAAGAGUGUGAAAUCGGUGCCUCUGAAGCAGGGGGGAGCAGGCCCCCAGACCAACGCGGGGAUGAAGGUAAGCAGUGAGCUCAUCGCCUCCGUGCAGUCUUUCGCCGACUACCUCCAGCAUCAGAUUGAGCGGAGCGGUUGCCAGGACAACAGCGAGCCUCGACGUCGCUCAGAGAGAAAGAAGGAGACGUGGGAGGCGUCCUCUCUGGACGAGGCAGUGGGGGUCAGAACCUCAGGCAUCCCCCAGCGGGAGAGAGAGGUCGCUCUGUCGCUAUGCAGCGACGACACCCAAGAGCGCCACCUGCUGGACCAGAUGAAACUGCAGCUGGAGCGGCAGGAGGCAGAGCAUCAGGCCCGGGAGGAAGAACUCCGGCUGGUGCACGGCAAAGAGGUCAUCACCCUCAAGCAGGAGAACUACAUCCUGCACAGCAAGCUGCGGAGCAUGGAGGAGGCCAGCAGGAAGAGGAAGUGGAGUUUUGGUGAGGCCUCGGACCCCGUCACUGAAGAGAAACUCAAACUGAUUGAGAAGGAGGUGAAAGAGCAAGAGACCCUGAUCCAGGGCUACCACCAGGAGAAUGAGAAGCUGUACCAGCAGGUGAAGGACCUGCAGGCCCAGAGCAAGCACAGCGAGGAGGCCAUGUUCCAGGAGAACCAGAGGCUGCUGUCUGAGCUGGCUGUCGCCAGGGAACAGAUAAACAGGAGCAGCAUGCAGAGGAUUGUGGGAAAGGACAGUGAGAAGGGUCCCAGGCACAGCCUCACAGACGUGCUGGCUCAGCUGCAGACCGCAGAGAAGGCGGAGACCAGGCUGACGGAGGAGACCCGGCGGCUGAGGCAGGAGAAGCAGGGCCUCGAAGUGGACCUGGAGAUGAUGAAGAAGGAAAGAGACCUGGCCAGAGCGCAGGUCACCUACACCUCAGGUGACUUGAACUUUGAGAUGAGGGUGCAGCUGGAUGAGCACAAGGCAGAGGUGUCUGCACUGAAGAAGAGGCUGCAGUGGUAUGCAGAAAACCAGGAACUUCUGGACAAGGAUGCAGCCAGGCUCCGGGCAGCCACAGCCGAGACCCAGAAACUCAAAGAGCAGGUAGAGAAGCUCAAGAUGGAGGUGGGGAAGAGAGAUGGAAUGCCGCAGAAGAAGAAUGAGAAGGGGGGCGAUGCCAAGAGAAUACAGGACCUGGAAAGACAGGUGAAGGAGAUGGAGAAGAUCCUGAGGAGGAGGAACCCUAACUCCCUCCCGGCGCUCAUCUUUGCGGCGGCCUCGGCGGGCGGAGGAGGGGCCCCUGAGACCCCGCAGACGGGGGCCCUGCUGGAGCGCCGCGUUCGCAGGCUGGAGGCCGAGCUGGAGGGCCGGGACGAGGAGGCCAAGCGCAGCCUCAGGGCCAUGGAGCAGCAGUUCCAGCGCAUCAAGAUGCAGUAUGAGGAGCGUAUCUCAGAGCUGGAGCAGCAGUUGGCCCUGAGGCCUCAGCUGAGCGAGGGUGAGGGGGGCGGCUCUCCUCACGAAGGCCAAUCGAAGGAGCAGCUCCUGCAGGCGGAGCUGGAGAGUGAGAGGGAGGUGGGCCAGGCGCGAGAGCGCUCCCUGCAGGCCGAGCUGGAGUCACUGCGGGAGCAGCUGGCCCAGGCCGGGCCCGGAGAGAAGCAGGACCUGCAGCCCGAGGGCCGGAUCGAGCAGCUCACCAGGGAGCUGAGCGGAAAGACCCGGAGCCUCCAGGAGAUGAGCCGCACUGUGGACCGGCUGCAGAGGGAGCGCCGCACACUGCUGUCAGGAUCGGGGACUGCGGGCCGGCCUGGGGAGGGCAGGAGGCCCGGGGGCCAGGGCAGGGGCCGAGGGGCCGGGCCCGAGCCGCAGACCUUUCCCCCCACGCUGGACGAGAAGGACUACCAGCCCACGGCCUUCUCCGGCUCCCACAUCUCAGAGGUGCUGCAGGAGAGCCAGAGGCUCCGGGCUAGGCUGGAGCAGCUGGAGCUGGAGGGAGAGCAGGAGAGGGUGUCUCUGCGGGCUGAGGCUGCGCACACAGAGGCAGAGCUACGGAGGACUCGGGAGCGUGGGGAGGAGCGGCUGCUAGCGCUCCGGGCUCAGCACCAGAAGGAAACGGAGGGCCUGCUGGCUCGCCACGCCCUGGAACACUCCGCCUCCAAAGUGGCUGAACUGGCCAAUCAGGUGUCAACACAGGAGAUCAUGGUCAGACACCUGCGGGAGCAGCUGAAGGAUCUGCAGGGGUGCAGGGAGGCUCUGACACUGUCUCAAGUGCGAGAAGAAACCCUGCAGACCCAGUUGGCCAAGCUUUUAGAGGACCUGCGGGAGGCGAAAGAGGCUCACACCCCAGAGUUCCGACAUUUCAGCACCCUGCAGAGAAAGAUUGAGAGCAUGGAGCUUCGAUACACACAAAGGGAGAGAGAGCUGCAGCAGGUGAUCGCUCAGACGCGGCUGGUGGUGGAGGCGGAGCAGCAGACUGAGGUGGAGGGCUGGCGGAAGCAGGCCCAAGCCAAGGGCCAGGAGCUGGAGGCCUUCCGGGUGGAGCUGGACUCCAUCCUGGAUGUCCUGAGAGAGCUGCAGAGGCAGGGUGUGGUCAUCCCUGUUCCAGAAGCUUCCAGAGCUGAACCCCUGACCCAGUUCACCUGGAGAAGCUGAGGCCGUGGGAUCUGAGGCAGAACCAACUUUUCUUCCUGUGUUCCACUGUAGGACCCCAGCGCAACAGAUGUUGAUUGCUGUUAUUGUUAUUAAUCGCAUUCAGGUCCUCCUGAACUGCGUAUGCCGCAGCUACAAUCUACAGUCCAUUAACCUGAUGCAGAAAGGAACUAUAAUAACUUCUUUGUGAAGAGCAGAAGAGAAUGAUGCACUGAAACGAUGUGGCACGUACCAGCAAUUGCAGAAAUAAUGUUGCUUGUUUCAGCAGCUAUUAGAAAAAUGUUGUACUAAGCAUUAUUACUUACAGUAUGUGAUCAGUAGCGAGAAGACAUAGAAAGGGAUUCCGUACUGCACAGAGUCUGCACAGUGGCUACAGAGUGGUACGGAGGGUUCUAGUAGGGUUUGAAUCUUUGGUUCCUGAUUGGAACUAAUUUUAUUGUCAUGUUGUAUUUAUUGUAGAAAACCAUACACUUCUCUAGGCCAAGACCACACUGGCACUUUCUCCUGAAGUGUUUUAUUUAUUAUUUAAUAUACUGUAUUUACAAAAAUUGUAUUCUAGUUAUUUUUGGAUAAUGAAUUUGAUAUAGUGUAUUAUUAUUUAGUUGCUGACUUUUUAUGAUCCUGUGUGUAUAGUUGUGUAAUUAAUUUAAAACCGAAGUAAAAGUUAAGUUUGC